Cannabis sativa is the source of this 1997-nucleotide messenger RNA. Its product is annotated as fructokinase-1. Bases 166 to 1644 code for a protein of 492 amino acids. The record is from RefSeq and is a predicted model, not a curated record. The transcript is spliced from 5 exons. NCBI's taxonomy places the organism in Eukaryota, Viridiplantae, Streptophyta, Magnoliopsida, Rosales, Cannabaceae.
CAAUAUGGUGUAACGUUAGCCCCUGAAUAGUAAAAAUAAAAAGGCUAUCUUUUCCUAUAAAGAAACUAUAAAAGGGUUGUUUUUAAGAUUUUCUUGAAAACAUUUUGAUUUUCAGUUUGAUUAUCAAAUUCUUGUUCUUUGCUCUGUUCCUUCAAAUCUGUCUGAAUGCAUAGCUUCGCCGCUAAACCCCUCAAUUUCAAAACCCCAACUCCCUUCCACCCUAAACCACCAUUCUCCACACUCUCUCCUUCCCAUUGCUCCUUCUUCACCUCAUCCCCCAACUUCACCCUCCAAACCCCUCUUCUCCAAGUUCACAGCCUUAACCCUAACUCCACUUCGGCGACUUCUCUCAAUGGCUCCACCUCACUCCUCCAACAUACAAACCCCAAGAACGGAGUCGCACUUAAAGCCGUUGACGUUUCCACCCUUGGCAAUCUCUGCGUCGAUGUUGUCCUCAAUGUUCCCACUUUGCCCCCAUCAAACAAAGAGGACCGUAAAGCUUAUAUGGAUAGUUUAGCUGCCUCGGCUCCCGAUAAGCGAUAUUGGGAAGCUGGUGGGAACUGUAAUGUGGCAAUAGCAGGUGCUAGAUUGGGAUUAAACUGUGUUGCUAUUGGUCAUGUGGGUAAUGAAAUAUAUGGAAGUUUUCUUCUUGAUGUGCUUCAUGAUGAAGGAAUUGGAUUUGUUGAGAUGAAUGAAGAUAAUGAUUUGGUUAAGAGUUCUGCUGGUUCAUAUGAAACUCUUCUGUGUUGGGUUUUAGUGGAUUCAAUGCAAAGACAUGGCUUUUGCAGUCGAGCUGAUUUCAGUAAGGACCCUGCUUUUAGUUGGUUGAGAAAACUAUCUGCUGAUGUGAAAAUGGCUAUAAAAAACUCAAAGAUUCUGUUUUGCAAUGGUUAUGGCUUUGAUGAGCUUCCACCUGGAAUAAUUGUCUCUGCAUUAGAGUAUGCUAUUGAAGUUGGAACGGCAGUGUUUUUUGAUCCCGGACCUCGGGGAAAGAGUCUUUCUGCUGGAACAAUGGAAGAACAGCAAGCACUUAAUCAUCUCUUAAUGAAGAGUGAUGUCCUUCUUCUAACAGCUGAUGAGGCUGAGACUCUUACUGGCAUAGAACAUCCGAUAUUAGCUGGGCAGCAACUACUCAAGCAAGCAGUGCGCACGAAAUGGGUGAUUGUAAAAAUGGGCUCAAAGGGUUCGAUUUUGAUUACUAUGUCAAGUCUAUCAUUUGUACCUUCGUUCAAGGUGGAUGUUGUGGAUACAGUUGGUUGCGGGGAUAGUUUUGUAGCUGCUAUUGCAUUUGGUUUUAUAAACAGUUUGCCGAUGGCUAGUACGCUGUCAAUUGCAAACGCAGUUGGUGCUGCAACUGCUAUGGGUUGUGGUGCUGGUAGGAAUGUGGCAAGCUUGGAGAAAGUAGUAAAACUAAUGAAGGAAUCAAAUUUCAAAGACGACGAUAUGUUUUGGGAGGAGUUGUUUAAUGUAAAUUUGGAUGUAGAGGAAGUUACAAUUCUUUCAAAAAUGGCUACAAAGGGAAACAACAAUAAUAAGAUGAUUUGUGUUUCGCCUCAAAGCGUUGUCUCUGAAUUGCUUCCUACUUUUGAAUCUCGGCUUUUAGAAGGUAAAGGUUCCAUCUUGAAGGAGCAUAUGGGAGUAUAAUGAAAGAGGCACAUUUUUGGUAUAGCUCAUUUGUGAUUGCUCAUUUUUAGAGGACAGGGGGAAAGCAUUGAUUAGAGGUGACGAUAUCAUAGCGGUUUUGCUUAGUAUUUUUCAGGAGAUAGUUUUGUUUCGGUGCUUGUUGAAGCCAUGGCAGAGAGCUUCUUCUUCUUCUAAGUGGGUUUCAGAAAGUACUUGUAUUCUUUGCACCAUUACAACCUUGUUGGUGUAGUCUAUUAUGAUUGCGUAAGCAAAUGCAAUUUUAUAUGUUGUAUAAAAGAAAGUAGUUUCACUAAAGAAUUUUACAUCUUUUUCUUUUUGAAGAGAAAAAUAAAAAUUGUUAGGAAUGAAGAAAA